UUCCAGAAUUAGACUUGGGAAAGAAGGUUAGCACUCCUCAAGAUCUGAUGAUGGAGGAGUUGUCCCUGUCCAUAAACAGGGGAUCGAGACUGUAUCAACAAAGGCAGAAGAGAGUGCAGCGUUUUGUGCUGGAGAAUCCUACAGGCCACAGAAUUGCCUCAAGCACGACAAGUGGAGGUUCACACCCAGAAUACAAUGGAGUGGAAACAACCAAAGGAUGGAAGUCUGCUCACUCCACAGAGGGCAAAGAGAACUAUCAGAAUGACAUACAUCUCAUGGAGGUUUCCGGAAAGAGAGUGCCUCCCCAAGUACCACAAAAAACAGGCAAAGUCUUGAGGAUGAGCAAAGCCCUGAACCCCAGUGCAAUUGCUCCAGGCUAUUCUGGACCACUUAAAGAAGUUCCACCAGAGAAAUUUAACCGAACUGCAAUCCCCAAAGGUUAUCGAUCUCCCUGGAGGGAAUUCUUCUGCAAUGCUGAUUACCAAAUAGAUGUAAAAAGCCAUUUGCCUGAGCCAAGAAAAGUGAAUAAUUUGGACCUUAGGAAUUUCAAUAGGUAA
Molecule: messenger RNA, 557 nt
Organism: Protobothrops mucrosquamatus (brown spotted pit viper)
Lineage: Eukaryota; Metazoa; Chordata; Lepidosauria; Squamata; Viperidae
Gene: MYOZ3
Product: myozenin 3
Exons: 4
Cellular component (GO): actin cytoskeleton; Z disc
Molecular function (GO): actin binding; telethonin binding; FATZ binding
Source: RefSeq, a predicted model, not a curated record